Phlebotomus papatasi is the source of this 840-nucleotide messenger RNA. It is a transcript of the gene Lamtor1, whose product is annotated as ragulator complex protein LAMTOR1. Gene Ontology annotation, biological process: lysosome organization; cholesterol homeostasis; cellular response to amino acid stimulus. NCBI's taxonomy places the organism in Eukaryota, Metazoa, Arthropoda, Insecta, Diptera, Psychodidae. The transcript has 2 exons. Bases 130 to 663 code for a protein of 177 amino acids. Gene Ontology annotation, cellular component: membrane raft; late endosome membrane; lysosome. The record is from RefSeq and is a predicted model, not a curated record. Gene Ontology annotation, molecular function: guanyl-nucleotide exchange factor activity; molecular adaptor activity.
AGUCCGUGGAUCAACAUAACCUCAAAAAAGGGAAAAGAAAAAAAAUAUUUUUGCUGGUGAAGAAGUAAUUUUAGCUGCUGAAAAAGUACAAUAUUUUCUUUGAAAAAGAAAGUUUUCAGAGUACUGGGAAUGGACUAUUUGCGUGGGGCAUGGAAUUAUGUGUUGAGUUGCUUCAAUUGCCAGGAGAAUCACCGGAAUCAGAGAAACGAACCAAAUGAGCGAUCGCACUUGCUGAUUGAUCCCGUGAGCAAUAGUCCAGCCGUGAGGCCCGUGACAGAUGACUUCACCAGCGAAUACCCGAGUUCUCUGCCCAAGAAGGACGAACAGACAGCCCUGAGCCGAAUAGUACAAGAAACAGCAUCGAACAUAAUUGAUGUCGCAGCCAUGGAUAUGCACAACCUGGAGCCCCAGGAAUAUUCAGAUCGGGUGAAGCUCUAUUCACAGCGCCUGGCCCAGCAAUGGAACACCGUCAAUCAUCCUCGCACGGGUCCCAGGGGUCUCCUCCAAGAUAUCCCAAAUCCCGAAGAAAUCCUCUCAGCUUCCCCCAUCAGCCCCGCUGAUCUCCAGAUGAUGAGGACCACGGCGCAGUUGGUCAAUGCUGCAGUCACGGACAUCCAAGUGGAACACACAGAGGAUCUCAUUGUGCCUUUCCGGAUCACAUAAAAAACACUCCCUUCCCCAUGCCCUCUUCUGAAAUCCCAAAAUCCUGGCCAAUGUGCAACGUCUUUUCUAUUUUAUUCCUCCUACCGAGCUCUUCAAUCUGCAUCCGGGAAAACGGAAAAGUGUCAAGAGGAAUUUCAACAUAUUUUCUGUUAAUAAAUCGAUAUUUUUAUUAAAGUA